CGUCGUCACUUCCUGCCGAUGCCGGUGUGGACGCUGUGAAUCGUGGCUGGCCCGGUUCUCCGCUUCUCCCCAUCCCCUACUUUCCUCCCUCCCUCCCUUUCCCUCCCUCGUCGACUGUUGCUUGCUGGUCGCAGACUCCCUGACCCCUCCCUCACCCCUCCCUAACCUCGGUGCCACCGGAUUGCCCUUCUUUUCCUGUUGCCCAGCCCAGCCCUAGUGUCAGGGCGGGGGCCUGGAGCAGCCCGAGGCACUGCAGCAGAAGAGAGAAAAGACAACGACGACCCUCAGCUCGCCAGUCCGGUCGCUGGCUUCGCCGCCGCCAUGGCAAUGAGACAGACGCCGCUCACCUGCUCUGGCCACACGCGACCCGUGGUUGAUUUGGCCUUCAGUGGCAUCACGCCUUAUGGGUAUUUCUUAAUCAGCGCUUGCAAAGAUGGUAAACCUAUGCUACGCCAGGGAGAUACAGGAGACUGGAUUGGAACAUUUUUGGGUCAUAAAGGUGCUGUUUGGGGUGCAACACUGAAUAAGGAUGCCACCAAAGCAGCUACAGCAGCUGCAGAUUUCACAGCCAAAGUGUGGGAUGCUGUCUCAGGAGAUGAAUUGAUGACCCUGGCUCAUAAACACAUUGUCAAGACUGUGGAUUUCACGCAGGAUAGUAAUUAUUUGUUAACCGGGGGACAGGAUAAACUGUUACGCAUAUAUGACUUGAACAAACCUGAAGCAGAACCUAAGGAAAUUAGUGGUCAUACUUCUGGUAUAAAAAAAGCUCUGUGGUGCAGUGAGGAUAAACAGAUUCUUUCUGCUGAUGACAAAACUGUUCGACUUUGGGAUCAUGCUACUAUGACAGAAGUGAAAUCUCUAAAUUUUAAUAUGUCUGUUAGUAGUAUGGAAUAUAUUCCUGAGGGAGAGAUUUUGGUUAUAACUUAUGGACGAUCUAUUGCUUUUCAUAGUGCAGUAAGUUUGGACCCAAUUAAAUCCUUUGAAGCUCCUGCAACCAUCAAUUCUGCAUCUCUUCAUCCUGAGAAAGAAUUUCUUGUUGCAGGCGGUGAAGAUUUUAAACUUUAUAAGUAUGAUUAUAAUAGUGGAGAAGAAUUAGAAUCCUACAAGGGACACUUUGGUCCUAUUCACUGUGUGAGAUUUAGUCCUGAUGGAGAACUCUAUGCCAGUGGUUCAGAAGAUGGAACAUUGAGACUAUGGCAAACUGUGGUAGGAAAAACGUAUGGCCUUUGGAAAUGUGUGCUUCCUGAAGAAGAUAGUGGUGAGCUGGCAAAGCCAAAGAUUGGUUUUCCAGAGACAACAGAAGAGGAGCUAGAAGAAAUUGCUUCAGAGAAUUCAGAUUGCAUCUUUCCUUCAGCUCCUGAUGUUAAGGCCUGAGCGUCAAUCAUAUGUGCAGUUAGUAUACAACUGACUAAAACAAGCAAGCAGAGAAAAGCAUCAGCCUUCCAGAGUUACUGUCUGCUUAAGGCAGAAACAGCAGUAAAUAAUGAGGAAAAUGAAUUAGCUCCAGUGCUGGAACAACUAACUAACUUGGUGUUACCUGUAAGUGAAAACUCAAGUGUCAGAUGAAGGGAGGUGGAGUUAUCCUCUUAUAGUACAGUGGCCUGUUAUCUUUUUAAUGAAUAUAUACAAGCCAACAUCCAAUUUCUAUUAUUACAAUUAGGGUUCUUGUAGCUGUUUAUGUUAAUAUGGAGAAGAAAACUAUAUUGGCUGAUUUUUUCUGAUCUUAAAGCAGAAUGCCUUUUCUUUUUUUGCUUCAGUUGUAAAGAAGAGGGAAUACAUGAUAAAGUAACUGGUUUGAUUUCUCGUUCAUUGUACACUGCCUCUGAACAUCUAAUUGUUUUUAGUUGUCUAAAUAAAAUGCCUCUAAAACAAAA
This is a messenger RNA of Homo sapiens (human), 1874 nucleotides long. RefSeq names its product serine/threonine kinase receptor associated protein (gene STRAP). Gene Ontology annotation, biological process: alternative mRNA splicing, via spliceosome; mRNA splicing, via spliceosome; cell differentiation. Gene Ontology annotation, molecular function: signaling receptor binding; U2 snRNP binding; mRNA binding. The record is from RefSeq and is marked validated. Gene Ontology annotation, cellular component: cytoplasm; nucleus. NCBI's taxonomy places the organism in Eukaryota, Metazoa, Chordata, Mammalia, Primates, Hominidae. Bases 322 to 1374 code for a protein of 350 amino acids. The transcript is spliced from 10 exons.